Messenger RNA from Clonostachys rhizophaga, 711 nucleotides. The record is from the annotation of a GenBank genome assembly. NCBI's taxonomy places the organism in Eukaryota, Fungi, Ascomycota, Sordariomycetes, Hypocreales, Bionectriaceae.
AUGGGGAAAACACGAGCUGCGACAUUAAAAGACGUCCCUGCCGUUAUCGAUGUGAUCCUCUCUUCAAUUCACAGCGAGCGCCUGUGGACAAACUUUGUGCCGUCACAGAGAAACCGUGGCACUGACUUCCGCCAAGAGAUCGAGGCUCUCUUUGAGGAGCAUAUCGACCCUAGCAACACCGACUGGGUCAUCGAGGUCGUCGAUCUGGGGGAUAAAGGGGGCACUCCCGUCAUCGUUUCUGUUGCCGUAUGGGACUUGUCGGCAGCCCAGGGCCAUGGAGGGCAGUCAAAAAUUGAUUCGAGGCAACAUGAAGAGCGUGAGACCAAGAUGCCCAUCGAGGACGUGCACCUCAGCAUGUUCUACGACUUGGUCCAGAACGGUCGCAGCGAGUUUGUGAAAAGAUACCCACAGUUCAUGUAUCUGCAGCUCCUUGCCACCCACCCGAACUACCGCGGCCAGGGCUAUGCCAAAGACCUGUUGCUCUCUUACAUGGCCAAGGCGAAGCAGAAAGGAAACGUUCUGGCUACCUUUGGUGGGCCAUUUGGCUAUAUCUUCUUUAGUGGAUUGGGGUUCCAUGAUCUGGGUGCCGUUGCCUUGCCUUCAGGCAUCGCGAAUGACACGGUUAUGGUCAAGGCCAUGUCACUGUCUGUCCCGAAGCAAGGCAGGAGACGGUCCAUUGUGACCGCUGUCGUCAAUCAUAUCACCCACUAG